Penaeus monodon (black tiger shrimp) is the source of this 1386-nucleotide messenger RNA. Its product is annotated as probable glutamate receptor. The record is from RefSeq and is a predicted model, not a curated record. Gene Ontology annotation, molecular function: glutamate-gated receptor activity. The coding region runs from base 1 to 1386 and encodes 461 amino acids. The transcript has 9 exons. NCBI's taxonomy places the organism in Eukaryota, Metazoa, Arthropoda, Malacostraca, Decapoda, Penaeidae. Gene Ontology annotation, cellular component: membrane.
AUGGACGUUCUGAAGAGCCUAUGGGCCAUGAAAGGGUACAGCGUGGGCGUGCAGAAGGUCGCAAGCAGCAAGGACGUGAUCCGGGUCCUGCAAGCAACUUCGGUGGACUCGCUCAAUGUCAUUCUGCUUGAAGACGAAGCUGAUUUCAACCUGCUUAUGAUGAUCACGCGGGAGCCCAUCGCUCGCGGGUACUCGUGGCUGGUCCUUGGCGACGUCGAGCCCGUCGCGGAGGGCGAAUUCCGCCUCAGCCUGCCGAUCGACAACCUGGUGACUUUCGCAAGCCUACACACAAGGAACGUCUCGGACACCAUCGUGGAGAAGGUGGUCGUGACAGAAAUCUAUUCCCUGGCUGAGGACUUGCCUUACAUCACUCGAGUCCUGGCGGAGUGGUACGGAAGAGGCCCUCUCAGACUCCCCCUCGAAGGCUGGAGUGAGAGGCGGACCAACCUCACUGGGCUACACCUUAGAUGUGUCACUAUGCCGCAAGAACCCUUCAUCUACGUGUCCGAGCCAAACGACCAGCUCAAAGUGCAGCUUCUUGGUGGAUAUGCCAGAGACGUCUUCAAGGCGCUGCAGGAAAAACUGGGAUUUACGUACACGUGCCGGCUGCCUCCUGAUUACAAAUGGGGGUCGCUGGAGAACGGCGAGUGGAACGGAAUCAUGAAGGAGAUGGUGGCGGGUCGCGCUGACGUCGUGGUGACUUCGCUCGACCAUAACAGCGCCCGAGCGAAGGACGUUGAUUUCGUUACCGGCCUUAGGAAAGUUGGGUACAGGAUGGUGACCCGCCGACCUGGCCUCAUGGACGAGACCUGGACGAGCUUCACGAGCGAGCUCCUGCCGACGGCGUGGGCGGGGACAAUGGCCUUCGUGAUCCUGGCGCCCCCUUGCCUCGUAUUCUGCUCGCGCCUUUCGCCCUCAGAGACCGAGAAGGUCAGCUUCAAGGACGCUUAUAUCCUGGCCAUCGGCGCCUUCGCUAUCCAAGGAUCAUGGUUAGAUGUUCGUAGCCUAUCGACCCGCAUCGUCUUCAUCACCAUCUUCCUGGCGACGCUGGUGGUGUAUGCUCACUACACCAGCGCCCUGGUGUCUCUCCUCACCGUCGCCUCCACCAGCGUCGGGUUCUCCAGCCUCCAGAGCCUCCUUGAGGAUGGGUCCUACCAGUUCGGAUUCAUGAGUGGCACUUCGCUCGAGGAUGAGUUCAGAGUAAAUACUUGUAAUACAAGGCCGUACGUUUACAUGAUGGAGGAAAAUAUCUAUCGAUCGAUGUUUCCCAACCAGUGUGACACGCAGCUGCUCAGAGGCCAGUAUUUCACCACAGAAACGGGCUUCGCUGUGCCAAGGGGGUCGCCGCUCAGGGAAAUCUUUGACAAUCAAUGUUGGAUUAAUUAG